AUGGAAUCUACUCAAGGUAAAAUUGACGUGGAAAAGUUUGAUGGUAAAGGAGACUUUGGGAUGUGGAAAUUCAAGAUGCAAAUGCAACUUGAAAAUCUGGGUUUGGAUUCUGUUCUGGUUGAGGAAGAGUCCAGCAGCAGCAGUGUACCUGAUAAUGGCAAGGCAGUUGACGGUGAAGCUAAGUCUACUGUUUCUCCGGUUGAUCCGCUGAAAAAGGAGAAAGACAAGAAGGCAAAGAAUCUGAUAUGCUCCUGCCUUACAAAUCUGGUCCUGCGCAAGGUAAUGAGAGAAACAACAGCUUUAGGUGUAUGGAAAGCUCUUGAAAAAGAUUAUCAAACCAAGACCUUACCAAACCGUAUCUACUUGAAGCAAAGGUUUGCAAGUUUUAAGAUGGAAGAGCACAAAAGCGUAGAGGAUAAUCUUGAUGUGUUUCUUAGGCUUGUAGAUGAUUUAGCAAGUUUGAACAUCAAUGUGAGUGAUGAGGAUCAAGCGGUGCAGAUUUUAUCAAGCUUACCUAAGCAAUAUGACUCACUAGUUCAUACACUCAAAUAUGGUAACGGGAAAGAAACGCUUACCUUGCAUGAGGUUACAACUUCUGCAUAUGCCAAGGAGGUUGAGCUCAAGGAAUCUGGGCUUCUUGGAAAGGCAAAGUCAGGUGCAGAAGCGUUGGUUGUGAGUAGAGGAAGGUCUAAGAAGAAGAGUUCUUGGCAGAACAGAGGUAGAUCUAAGAGCAAAGACACAAGGUCAAAAUCCAGACCAAAGAAUGGGACAAAGCCUAGAAAAUGUUGGACUUGUGGUGAAGAAGGUCAUUACAAGAAAGAUUGUCCUGAGCAAAAGAAUGGAAAACAAUCUAACUCUGCAAAUGUUGCUCAUGAGAAGGAGCAGCCUAUGAUCUUAACGGCAAGCAUACAAGGCAACGUGAAAGAAUGGGUCAUGGAUUCUGGAUGUACUUUCCACAUAACUCCAGAUAGAGAUGCUUUGUUUGACUUCAAGGAAGUUGAUGGUGGAAAAGUAACUAUGGGUAAUAAUACUUACAGCGAAGUCAAGGGAAUUGGAAAGCUUAAGAUCAUAAAUUCAGAAGGAGGUACAGUGAUUUUAACUGAUGUGAGAUACAUGCCAUCAAUGGGUAAAAAUCUCAUCUCUUAUGGCCAAUUGGAGAGGAAUGGGUGCAAAUAUGAAGGUAAAGAUUUCAUAGUUACAUUCUACAAAGGAGGUCAGAAAGUGUUUUCAGGGAAAUAUCAAGAUGGGCUGUACUAUUUGCAGGGAACGGUUGUGAAAGGAGAAGCAUCUGUCGUCAGGUCUGAAGUGAAUUUGACAAACAGAUGGCAUUCACGAUUAGGACAUAUGAGUCUUAAGAACAUGAAUCUUCUGGUCAAAGAAGGUUAUCUAGACUCUAAGGAAGUUCACACUUUGGAUUUCUGUGAAGAGUGUGUAUUCGGUAAAGCUCAUAAACAGAGUUUUUCAGAAGGUAAACAUACUACAAAAGGUAUUUUAGAAUACAUUCACAGUGAUCUAUGGGGCUCUCCAGCAAAUGAGCCAAGUAUGUCAGGAUGUAGAUACUUUCUUACAUUCAUCGAUGAUUACUCAAGAAAGGUAUGGAUCAGAUUUCAGAAGAGUAAAGAUGAGGUGUUUGAGAAUUUUUCAGAGUGGAAGGCACUUGUGGAAAAUCAGACGUGUAAGAGAAUUAAGUGUAUAAGGACAGACAAUGGUUUAGAGUUCUGCAAUAAUCAGAUGGAUAAGCUAUGCAAAGACUCAGGGAUUAAAAGGCAUAGAACAUGUACUUACACUCCGCAGCAAAAUGGAGUUUCUGAGAGGAUGAACAGGACAAUAGCAGAUAAGAUCAGAUGUAUGUUGGCAGAAACAGGAAUGGAGAAGAAAUUUUGGGCUGAGGCAGCUUCUACUGCGGUUUAUCUAAUAAACAGGUCACCAAAUGCAUCAUUGAAAUUCAAGAUUCCAGAAGAGGUUUGGUCAGGAUCAAAGGUUGAUUAUAGUCAUCUUAGACGGUUUGGAUGUGUUGCAUAUGUUCAUGUAAUGCAAGACAAGAUGAGUCCUAGAGCUGUUAAAGGAAUUUUCAUGGGUUAUCCAGUGCGUACUAAAGGUUACAGAGUUUGGAUACCUGAAGAUGAAAAAUGUACUAUUAGCAGAAAUGUAGUCUUUGAUGAGGAAAAGCUAUAUAAGGAACAUGAUCAAACGGAAGUGACUACAUCUACAAAGAAGAAAGUUACUUUCAGCACCAAGCUAAUUCAGGGACCAACUCCUAGUGAUUCGAUUCAGGGAUCUGCUGGUCAAGGUGGAGUAAUUUCUGAAAAUUCAGGUUCUACUGGUCAAGGUGGAGAAAUUUCAGAGAGUUCAGAAUCGGAAGAGGAUGAGGAAGAGGAAUCUGAGGAAGAAUUGGAAAAUCAGGAUGGGUCUCUUGAUGAUUACUUGCUGGCAAGAGACAGGGUGAGAAGAACGAUUAAACCACCAUCCAGGUUUGAAAGUUCAGACUUUGUAGCUUAUGCUUUAUCUGCUGCAGAAAGCAUAGAGCUAGAUGAACCUAAAACAGUUGCAGAAGCUAGGAGAAGUAAAGACUGGAAGAAGUGGAACCAGGCUAUGGUAGAGGAAAAACAAUCACUUGACAAGAACGAUACACUUGAGAUUGUUCCCAAGCCUAAGAAUCAGAAGAUAAUCGGGUGUAAAUGGAUCUUCACAUUAAAAGAUGGAAUUCCAGGGGUUCAAGAUCCUAGAUACAAGGCCAGACUUGUAGCUAAAGGUUUUACACAGGUUGAAGGAGUGGAUUACAAUGAAAUAUUUGCUCCGGUAGUCAAACAUGUAUCGAUCAGAAUCAUGUUGUCAGUUGUGGUUAAUUUCGAUCUGGAAUUGGAGCAAUUAGAUGUGAAAACUGCAUUCUUACAUGGUACACUUGAUGAGGUCAUCUACAUGAGUCAGCCAGAAGGGUUUAUAGAGAAGGGAAAUGAAGACAAAGUUUGUCUACUUAAGAAGUCUCUAUAUGAUUUAAAGCAGUCUCCUAGGCAAUGGAACCAGAGAUUUGACGAGUUCAUGAAAUCACAGGGGUUUCAAAGGAGCACAAGCGAUCCUUGUGUUUACACUAAAGGAUCAUGCAUUGAUGAUAUGAUUUAUCUCUUACUAUAUGUUGAUGACAUGCUUGUUGCAGCAAAGGAUAUGAAUAAGAUAAAAGUCUUAAAAUCAAGUUUAAGCAUGACGUUUGAGAUGAAGGAUCUAGGAUCAGCCACUAGGAUUCUUGGUAUGGAUAUCAUCAGGGACAGAAAGAAGGGUAUUCUAAAGCUGUCACAGGAAAGGUAUCUUAAGAAGGUUCUGAGAACAUUUAACAUGGAAGAUUGCAAGGCUGUUGUAAGUCCAUGUAACUCACAGUUCAAGCUUAAGAGUUUAACGCAGCAGGAAUUGAUAACAGAAUCAGGGUUAAUGGAUUCAGUUCCCUAUGCUAGUGCAGUUGGGAGUUUGAUGUACGCUAUGAUAGGUUCUAGGCCUGACUUAGCAUUUGCCAUUUGCUUAGUUAGCAGGUUUAUGGCAAAUCCUGGAAGGAUUCAUUGGGCUGCAGUUAAGUGGAUUCUGAGGUACUUACAGGGAGCUACAGGAACUUGUCUCACAUUCACGAAAUCAGAGAAGUUUGAAAUUGAGGGAUUUUCUGAUUCAGACUAUUCCGCAGACCUGGACAAAAGAAGGUCGGUAUCUGGCUAUGUGUUUAAGGUUGGGGGCAAUACGGUUAGUUGGAGAUCAUGUCUACAGCAAGUGGUUGCCCUAUCAACUACAGAGGCAGAAUAUAUGGCUCUAUCAGAAGCUACGAAGGAAGGUAUAUGGCUAAAGGGAUUAUGCAGUGAUAUGGGGUUUAAGGAAAAUCAAUUUAAACUCCAUUGUGACUCACAAAGCGCUAUAUGUCUAGCAAAGAACAGUGUGCACCAUGACAGAACAAAGCAUAUUGACAGGAGAUAUCACUUUAUCAGAGAUAUUGUCGAUGAAGGUUCAGUCAAAAUCCUAAAGGUUCACACUACCAAUAAUCCGGCAGAUAUGCUUACGAAGUGCUUACCUGGAAACAGCUUUGAGAAGUGUCUUGCGCUUCUCAAUGUCAUUCCAUAG
Messenger RNA from Microthlaspi erraticum, 4095 nucleotides. The record is from the annotation of a GenBank genome assembly. Lineage: Eukaryota; Viridiplantae; Streptophyta; Magnoliopsida; Brassicales; Brassicaceae.